UGUACUGCAUAAGUUCCAUAUGUGUUAUAUAUGGCAAUUGAACAUGCUCCAGCUGACAUGAGUAACAUUUAUUGUUUUAUUUUUAAAUAAUUCAAAUUAGUUUUAAAUUUUUUUUAGUGACACGUAAAUAUUUUUCAAACAAUACUUUGAAGCCAAUUGUUUACAAAAUACAUAGAAAAACUAAAUGGAUCAAUUUGAAACAGUGACGCAGUAGAAGUUCACGUCGGUUGCGUUUGUUUUAUUCGAAUUGGAUCAGACCAAAUAUAUCAAUAUGUCUAUCGGCCAACAAUGAUGUCAUUGUGAAAGUUCAGAUGCAAAAAAAAAUCCUCCAAAACCGUUUCGAUUGAGUGGGCGAUCUCCGGACGAAGGCGUGUAAUAUUUUCGCAAAAAACAAAGCGUAGGAGGCAGAAGAAAGAAAUUACAUUGACCAGAUCGUUGCAGGUUUAUCCAUUCAUUUAGAAUCAGUUCGUAGUACAAUUCACUAGCAAGUAAACAAACAUGUUAUUAUUUUUGUGUUGUGCUUUGACGUUAAGCGCAGGAGCUAUUGCUGAUGAUUCGAGUAACAAUACGCUAAAACACAGUGUGGAUGAUUUUGUCGGAUCUUUGAUGCAAAUGAUUGGGUCGGUUUUGAUGACUGAUGCUAAAUAUGCACAAAAUUCACCUUAUAAUGACAUAGCAGAUAAUUCGAUUUCAUCAAAACAACGACCAUUUAGACCAAACAGACCUGAUCAUCAAAACGGAAAUCAAUAUUACCCCCCCCCUGACUUUCCACAAAAUUAUAGACCUUAUCCUCCACCCGAGUUUUCACAAAAUGGUAGGCCUUAUCCUCCACCAGAUUUUCCGCAAAAUGGUAGGCCCUUUCCACCACCCAAUUUUCCUCAAAACGGUGGGCCUUAUCCACCCACUAAUGGUCCACAAAUUGGAGGACCUUUCCCACCAUUAGGCCGGCCUCCGUUUCCUGCACAACAGUAUGGUCAACCACCGUAUUUGUACAGGCCACAAACUAAUUCAAUUAUGCAAGCUUUGAGCUCUAUUUCACAACACGAUGAUUUAAGAUGUGUACCUAGACUGCUCUGCGAAGUCUCGUCGGGAACAAGAACAUCUAAUUACUACAGACCAACUUAUCAACAGCAGCAACAGUCAACUAUUCCAUUUCUAACUAAAGAUGCUUUGAUCACUUUGCUCACUGUGUUAAAUUUUGUUGACGAUUCACCCUUACUGAUGUUUGGUAGAGCUGCACUUUUGGGCUACAACUCACGAGACGAUCCAAGGUCAUGUAUUACCGCUUACCCGACUUGUCCUAGGGAUCCUGAUCAACUGAUUAACUACUUGAACAACCACAAUGGUGGAUUUUUCCGGUUUUUCAAUCAACAACUUCCACAAUAUGCGCCUCAAUAUGGUGGGUACAAGGGACGAGCGGACAAAGAAAUACCACGAAUACUUUCUGGAAGUCCGAGUCAAUAUUAUGACAUACCAUCGGCUUAUGACUUACCUUUACAAACAACUCCGCAAAAGCCAACUGUUUUUCCGUUAGAUCACCAUAACUAUUACGGUGGAAAUUACUACGAUGGCAAUUAUAAUCAUGUAGCAGCCGCUUCCUACAAUGACUUAACGAAUUUCAAGUUUCCGUCUAAUCAUAGGCGAGGUAAGAACAUAGCACCAAAUAAAAUGGUCUUCCCGCCAGAUCGAACUGGUACGGGUGGCUUACGAGCAGAUUUGGAUCAGUACGGUAACUACAAAGGAGUCUACUACGCUGGCGAAACAGUCAAGUUUGACGACAAAGACCAGACUUAUUUAAAUAAAAUGAAAUUUCCUGAAGACUUAUCGGUGGGAAACCGAAUACCGUACAGCAGAAAGCAAAAGUUAGUUUUUCCCAGUAGUAACACUGUACGUCUGUAAUGGAAGUCAUCUGACCUUUUCCUAAAAUUUAACUUAUUAUGUGUGUUGUUAUUAAUAAUAGCUAAAACAUUGUGAAUAUAAGUUAUGUAACUUUAGUUAUUAUUGCACUGCUCAUUGUAUAUUUUUCAUUUUGUUUUUGUUCACAUAAUAAAAUUGUAUAAAAAUUAACUUAUUAAUUUACAAUUA
Messenger RNA from Daktulosphaira vitifoliae (grape phylloxera), 2085 nucleotides. RefSeq lists its product as uncharacterized. Lineage: Eukaryota; Metazoa; Arthropoda; Insecta; Hemiptera; Phylloxeridae. The transcript is spliced from 3 exons. The coding region runs from base 499 to 1899 and encodes 466 amino acids. The record is from RefSeq and is a predicted model, not a curated record.